GCCAUAAAAAGUGCCACAUUCGGGGUCUGAACUAUCCUGCUAUCUUAGUCGUGGGUUGUCGCCAUCGUCUAGAAUUCAAAACCCACUUCGCCUUUUUCCAAUGCCGGGGAAAAUUAUUAUUUCUAGACUUAAAAAAAGACUUUAUAUGUAGAGAGGGGUCCAUCAUGUCGUUCCUCUUCGGAAAAGCAGUAGAUUCUUCUGCUGCCGCUUCCAAGUCAGAGUCCGACAUGGCGACACAAGAUAUCCAAAUUCGUACGCCUGAAGAGGCAGUGGCGCGCAUUGCCUACCUUGCUAGCGAUGUCAUCAUCUCCGUUCAACCCUCACAUGCCCAGGACUCUGAAUUCUCUUCCCACCUUAAGAGAUAUGCUGCGCGCAAAGACCCUGGCCUGGUUGUUAAGGCCGAGGGCUCAGUCCCAGAAAUACAAUCUAUCCGACACAACAACGAUCCCCUUCUCUCCGUCUUUGCGCCAAUUCGCUCUGGUCGCCUCACAUCCGUAACCACCACCUCAACUAUUCUCCUCCCCUCUAUCGCCCACUUGUACAAACUAGCGAACUAUCCCGUCGUCCUUCACGUUUCAUUAUACCCAGCUAAUUUCCCUGACUAUUCUGCCAUAACCGCCAUCAGAAACUCAGGAUGGACCUUUAUACAAUCCGAGUCCCUCCAGGAGGCACAGGACAUGGCUAUUACAGCUCAUGCUCUAGCAGUCCGCUCUGGAAAAGGUGUUAUUCACUUCUUCGACCCGAGCUCCUGUUCACACGAUAAGCCAAUCGCUGCAGAGGACGCGACAUCAUUCCGCGAGUUGUUGAACCUAGACGACGUCCGUCGAUACCAAGCCAGCUCGAUUUCGGAGUCGGGCAUAUAUGCCGAUGACGGAAAAGUCGCGGUCGCCUCAGAUCAACCAGAAAGACGCCCGAGCGCUACCCCCAACGGAUUAACAGAUUCAGCCAUUCUUAGCGUCACUUCGAAGACCGUUUCUACUGAGGGUUCGGAAAAGUCUAGCCAACAAAGCAAUGGUUCUAGUGCCCCGCCGAGCGUAUCGUCAGCCACCACAAUCGAAACAGCCCCACCUCUAGUUACAUCUGAGGAUAUCUACAAAUAUGUGACUUCAAUAUGGAGUCAAUUAAAAGCCGCUACCGGUCGUAGCUAUAAUGCUUUUGAGUGGUCGGGCCCGUCAACUGCAGAGAAGGCUAUUUUCGUAUUUGGUUCUGAUGCGGGUUUGUUCGCCGAGGCACUCGAUGCAGCUAAGCCGGAUGACAUAUACGCAAAGGCUGGAUUGAUUACGGCUAGGUUAUACCGACCGUGGUUAGGUUCCAAGCUCCUCGAAGUCAUCCCACAAUCCGUGAAGCGCAUCGCUGUACUAGAGCAAAUUUCGCGAAAGACGACAAGAUGGGGACCUUUACUAAUUGAUAUAUUGACGUCAGUCAAGAGUGGCUUUGGUGGUGUCGAGACUAUAGUUGGUCAUCAAUUGGGAUACAUCACUCCUGACACCAUCAACCAAGCUCUUAGGGGUAUCUUUCAGAAUUUGGCUUCCGAGAAGCCUCUACAAAAUCUAGAGGUGGGAAAGACGAGUGGGCCGCAGGACGAUAAAACUUACGGCCUAGAAAAGCCGAAGCUGGAAACCGCCUAUACCAAAAUCCUCGACCAGCUAUUUGGCAACCGAGCUUACGUAGCGAAUGCUCUCACUUCGAGCAACGCCGGUGUUUCUUCCACGAUAACAGCUAGUCCUGAAUUUGGAUUCGGUUCUCUUCUGGCACGGAAAGAACAUCGCCAAAAAUUUGUCAAGCAAGUUAAGCAAGCCGCUAGCACUAGAUCUUUCAUUACUGAGGCUCCAGUCAACUGGCUUGCGAAAUGGGCGGCGACCGCCGAAGAUGCCAAGAAAGCUGGAGAAAUUGCAGAUGACGUAAUUGCACGACUCGAGACAGACGGAUCCUCAAUUGCACGAGAACUUUUAUCAAGCAAGGGCUUAUUCCGAAAGGAGUCAUUGUGGUUGGUUGGAUCCGAUGCGUGGUCAUACGAUCUUGGUAACUCAGGCGUGCACCAUGUUUUAGCCUCUGGCGAGAACGUGAACAUGCUUAUUAUCGAUUCGACGCCUUAUUCCGAGCGUGCGGCGGCCGAUGCUGAGAGACGGAAGAAGGAUAUUGGUCUUUAUGCCAUGAAUUUCGGCAAUGCUUAUGUUGCGUCCACAGCAGUCUACAGCUCAUAUACCCAGGUUCUUCAAGCCAUGCUCGAAGCCGAUCAAUUCAACGGACCAUCGGUUGUUCUCGCAUAUCUCCCGUACUUCGGUGAGAACGACUCACCAUUGACCGUGUUACAAGAGACUAAGAAGGCCGUGGAUCUGGGCUAUUGGCCACUCUACCGAUGGAACCCCGAGAACGAGAAUAAGGGCGAACCCAACUUCUCCUUGGACUCUGAGCGUGUUAAGAAUGAAUUGAAGGAAUUCUUGGACAGAGACAACAAAUUGACUCAAUUGAUGCGACGCGAGCCAGUUUUUGCUGCGAAUUUAUCUCAAGAUUUCGGUACAGAGGUCCGUGCGCAACAAAAGCGAAAGGCUCGAGAUGCGUAUAAUCAAUUGCUAGAGGGUCUCUUUGGUGCGCCUCUCACAAUUUUAUUCGCCUCGGACAACGGAAAUGCGCAGUCGCUUGCGAAGCGUCUUGGCACCAGAGGCCGUGCUAGAGGUCUUAAGACACUUGUCAUGGCCAUGGAGGAUUACCCCGUUGAAGAUCUCCCCAAAGAGGAGAAUAUCGUAUUAAUUACCUCCACCGCUGGUCAGGGUGAAUUCCCGCAAAACGGAAAGCCGUUCUGGGACGCCAUCAAGGACAACACCGAUCUUGACCUCGCAUCCGUCAACUACUCCGUCUUUGGUCUUGGAGACAAGCACUACUGGCCGCGGAAGGAGGACAGGGUAUACUACAACAAGCCAGCCAAAGAUCUUGACAGGUUACUCGCCAAUUUUGGUGGCAAGAGACUAUCUGAAGUCGGGUUGGGAGAUGACCAAGAUCCUGAUGGAUUCCAAACUGGAUAUGCGCUGUGGGAACCUCAAAUUUGGCAGGCACUUGGUGUCGCAAACGUUGAAGGGCUACCAGAGGAGCCUCCACCACUAACCAACGAAGACAUCAAGCUAGCUUCGAAUUACCUCAGAGGUACUAUCGUUGAGGGUUUGAAUGACCCAACCACUGGCGCUAUCUCCGCAUCCGAUCAGCAACUUACGAAGUUCCAUGGCACCUACAUGCAAGACGACCGAGAUAUUCGUGACGAGCGCAAAGCUCAGGGCCUAGAACCUGCGUAUUCGUUCAUGAUUCGAUGCAGAUUGCCAGGUGGUGUUGCUACGCCGAAGCAAUGGGUCCAAAUGGAUGACAUUAGCACAAGCCUUGGAAAUGAGACUAUGAAGUUAACUACCCGACAAACUUUCCAAUUCCACGGUGUGGUUAAAGGAAAGCUUAAGCCCGCGAUGCAGGCUAUCAACAGGGCUUUAAUGACCACUAUCGCUGCUUGCGGUGAUGUCAACCGAAACGUUAUGUGCAGCUCUCUUCCAACGCAGUCGCAGUAUCACAAGCAAGUCUGGGCUUGCUCAAAGACGAUUAGCGAUCAUCUCCUGCCUUCUACUACUGCUUAUCACGAGAUCUGGCUCACAGACGACGAUAACAAGAAAACACAAGUUGCUGGUAACGCCGUACAGGAUUUCGAGCCCCUUUACGGACCCACAUAUCUCCCUCGAAAGUUCAAGAUUACUAUCGCUAUUCCGCCACACAACGACACAGAUGUCUACGCCCACGAUAUCGGUCUUAUCGCUAUCAAGGGUGAUGACGGUCAAUUGGCUGGUUUUAACGUUCUUGCUGGAGGUGGAAUGGGUGCGACUCACAAUAACAAGAAGACUUAUCCUCAAACCGGUCGCAUGAUGGGUUUCGUUAACACUAAUGAAAUCCAUAUCGCUUGUGAGAAGAUUAUGCUUGUGCAGAGAGAUCAUGGCGACCGUAAGAACCGAAAGCAUGCUCGACUAAAGUACACCAUCGAUGACCUUGGUGUUGAUGUCUUCCGCUCUAAAGUUGAAGCAUUGUGGGGUAAGACGUUUGAACCAGAGCGUCCAUUCCACUUUAAGAGCAACAUCGACACUUUCGGCUGGCAGAAGGACGAGAAUGGUCUAAACCAUUUCACCUUUUUCAUCGAGAACGGCCGAAUUGAGAAUACCGCUGAAUUUCAAAUGAAGACUGGUCUCCGCGAAAUCGCCAAGGUUCACAAGGGCGAGUUCCGAUUGACAGGAAACCAGCAUUUGAUCCUGAGCAAUGUUGCAGAUGAAGAUCUCCCACAAAUGAAGGAAUUACUAAAUAAGUAUAAGCUCGAUAAUGUCCAAUUCUCUGGUUUACGUCUCAGCUCUUCGGCUUGUGUUGCCUUCCCCACAUGUGGCUUGGCCAUGGCCGAAAGUGAGCGCUACCUCCCCGAAUUGAUCACCAAACUUGAGGGUUGCCUUGAGGAGAACGGCCUAGGAAAGGAGUCAAUUGUUAUGCGCAUGACUGGAUGUCCCAACGGUUGCGCUCGUCCUUGGUUGGCUGAGGUCGCAUUUGUUGGCAAAGCCUAUGGUGCCUAUAACAUGUACCUGGGUGGUGGGUAUCACGGACAGCGACUGAAUAAGCUGUACCGAUCCAGCAUCAAGGAAGACGAGAUCCUGGCUAUCAUGAAGCCAUUGCUAAAGCGUUUUGCUUUGGAACGCGAAGAGGGUGAACAUUUCGGUGACUUCUGUAUCCGACAGGGCGUCAUUGUAGCUACUAAGGGAGGACAAGAUUUCCAUGAUAAUGUAAGUUGAACUAUCUUGUGCGAUUAAAAUCACUGUUACUAACGAUUACUAGGUCGGUGAAGAGGAAUUUGAGGAUGAAUGAUAUACUAAAAGUACCCAAAUCUAGAGGCAUUUAGAGCACGCACCAUUUAGCAUUGCAUCAGGGACAGGCGUUCAAGGAGCCCAUAUAUAUAUUUGUAAGUUGAUGUAUAAAUAUUCAUGAAUAUACUUUGAGUUACAUGAUAGGACAAAAAAGCAGUAAUCUGGUCAUUUCAAUUGGUUCCAAGGUUGGUAUGUCCCGCUGACACGCUAUUGGUUAAAUUCUUGCUCUUAUUUCAGUCUUUCUAUUGGUUAAGUCCAACUAAUUCCAAUCAUUCUUGCUCUUAUU
Molecule: messenger RNA, 5157 nt
Organism: Hypoxylon trugodes
Lineage: Eukaryota; Fungi; Ascomycota; Sordariomycetes; Xylariales; Hypoxylaceae
Product: sulphite reductase hemo protein, beta subunit
Exons: 3
Coding region: 165-4799 (1544 amino acids)
Biological process (GO): sulfate assimilation; amino acid biosynthetic process
Cellular component (GO): sulfite reductase complex (NADPH)
Molecular function (GO): NADP binding; sulfite reductase (ferredoxin) activity; heme binding
Source: RefSeq, a predicted model, not a curated record